This is a messenger RNA of Dermacentor silvarum, 1382 nucleotides long. RefSeq names its product 26S proteasome non-ATPase regulatory subunit 6. Lineage: Eukaryota; Metazoa; Arthropoda; Arachnida; Ixodida; Ixodidae. Bases 102 to 1268 code for a protein of 388 amino acids. Gene Ontology annotation, cellular component: proteasome regulatory particle. The record is from RefSeq and is a predicted model, not a curated record. Gene Ontology annotation, biological process: proteasome-mediated ubiquitin-dependent protein catabolic process. The transcript is spliced from 8 exons.
GCGCCUGCUUUACCAGGGCAAGAAGAAGACAACGACGAGGAGUCAGAAGCGUUAGCGGCGCUUUAUGCUUUUGUCGCGUUAGCAAUCGGUCUUCCUUCACCAUGCCGCUAGAAAACCUUGCGGACGAGAGCCUGGAGAAGAAUCCCAACCUCGAGUUGGCACAGAUGAAGUUUUUGCUGGCCCGCCACGAGCCCCAUAACGACAAGCUGAAGCAAGAUCUCAUGACAGCCAUCACUGACCAAAACAUGGCGCCCUUCUACGAGGAGACGUGCGCCGAGCUGGGCUGGACUCUCGACCAGGGCCUGGCGAACAAGAUGAGGGCGGCCAACGCGGCCGAGCUGGUGCGCCUCGAUGCGGCGAUCGAGGACGCCGAGAAAAACUUGAGCGAGACGGAGGUUCGCGAGGCCCACCUGGCCAAAGCAGAAUACCUGAGCCGCAUCGGUGACAAGGCGGCAGCGCUGGCACAACUGAACAAGACGUACGACAAGACGGUGGCCCUCGGUCAUCGGCUGGACCUGCUGUUCCACCUGAUUCGUCUGGGACUCUUCUACAUGGACCACGACCUCAUCACCCGCAACAUCGACAGGGCCAAGAGUCUGAUUGAACUGCGCGGCGACUGGGACCGGAGGAACCGGCUCAAGGUGUACCAGGGACUGUACUGCAUAGCAAUACGGGACUUCAAGAAGGCCGCUAAGCUGUUCCUGGACACGGUGUCAGCCUUCACCUGCUACGAGCUGAUGGACUACCAGUGCUUCGUCACCUACACAGUCAUCGCUUGCAUGAUCUCUCUCUCCCGCGUCGAGCUCCUCGACAAGGUUGUCAAAGGACCCGAGAUCCUCGAAGUGAUGCACGGCAUACCAGACAUUAGCGAGUACGUCUUCUCUCUGUACAAGUGUCGCUAUGCCAUCUUCUUCAGAAAACUCGCAUACGUCGAGCAGCUGCUCCAGCGCGACCGUAUCUGGGCCCCUCACGUGCGCUACUACGUGCGUGAAAUGCGCAUCCUGGCCUACAGCCAGCUGCUGGAGUCCUACCGCAGCCUGACGCUGCAAUACAUGGCGGACACCUUCGGGGUCACCGUGUCCUUCAUCGACCAGGAGCUGGCGCGCUUCAUCGCGGACGGGCGUCUUCACUGCAAGAUUGACAAAGUGGGCGGAGUGGUCGAGACUAUGCGGCCCGACAGCAAGAACUACCAGUACCAGGCCUGCAUAAAGCAAGGAGACAUCCUUCUCAACAGAAUUCAGAAGCUGAGUCGUGUCAUCAACAUCUGAGCAUCAUCGCCGGACCGCUUGAACACUCCGCGGGUACGCUCGCAAUCUUGUGGAGUGUAUGGUCCCUCCGUUCCAGCACUCCCCGAGCUUUUUUUUUUUUUUCCUCCAGCAUUA